This is a messenger RNA of Raphanus sativus (radish), 1206 nucleotides long. RefSeq lists its product as uncharacterized. The transcript is spliced from 3 exons. The record is from RefSeq and is a predicted model, not a curated record. The coding region runs from base 175 to 1017 and encodes 280 amino acids. Gene Ontology annotation, cellular component: plasma membrane. Lineage: Eukaryota; Viridiplantae; Streptophyta; Magnoliopsida; Brassicales; Brassicaceae. Gene Ontology annotation, biological process: membrane assembly; regulation of membrane lipid distribution; phospholipid homeostasis.
UCGGUUGCGUCCUAAACGCGCUCUUACAAACUUUUUUUGUUUAACGUAAAAUAAUAUAACAGGAGAAGAAAGAUUGGAUAAACGUCGGAGCUUGAGGAAGGGCCUAUAGCCAGAGCCGCUAAAAGAAAAUAAAUUAAAUUAGGGCUAUAAACUUUACCGGGAAGAUAACUUUUGAUGGCGAGGACGGGAACUGGGAAGAACGGUGCGGGGCAAUUCUUCCUGGCGACGCUGCUUCUAUGGCUAGUCUCCGUCGUGUUCGAGAUUGCCUUCAACCUAAGGACCGAGCUUCUCUGGGUGAUCAGCGGAGGAUGCUUCUUUCAAUCGGCGAAUUGGUUUGUUCGUGCUUGCCUCUCUCGUGACCCUCUCUUCGUUAACACCUCCGUCUCGCUCCUACACUCAAUCAUCACCUCCGCCUCAGUGGUUUUCAUUCUGCUCAACCAAUGCUUAGAGAAAGGUGUAGACGAGAUGUUCGAUCAUUCUGAGCUCGUUGGUGGGGCUUGGAACUGGGCACACCCUGCUCUGUGUUUCUCUUGCGGUUACUUUGCUUAUGACCAGUGGGAUAUGCUUCGGUACCGUUUGUACAGCGGUUUAAUACCUUCUAUCCUGGUCCACCAUCUCGUCCUCCUCGUUUGCUUCACUUUGGCUCUGUACCGGAACGUAACCAUCAACUACCUCAUCCUUACUCUCAUUUGCGAGAUGCAUUCGAUCUUUCUGCACGUGAGGAAGCUAAGGAGGAUGGCGGGAAUCCGUGACAGCGGCACGGCGUUGGUGAAACUGGAGUGGGUACUAAACUGGACGGCCUUUGUGUUUGCGAGAUGCAUUCCUCACAUUCUCAUCACUGUCAAGCUGAUCAAAGACGCGCACAAGUUUGGGAGAGGUGUUGAGUGGCCGCUCGCUCUGUUUGGUAUGGCUGGAAUGAACAUCCUCAAUGUGGGUCUUGGGAUGGAUCUGUUUCAUGCUUUUAGAAGAGAGAGAAGCAACAGAAGAAAUCAAGAGAAGAGUAACCAUGUAGAAUGAUUAGCCAUUUUUUUGGAAGCCAUCCUUAGACCAAGGUUUAUUGUAAGGUUUAUAAUACACAUUACCACACUCAUCUGUUUUUUAUUUCUGAGGCUUUGCUACUAUGUUUCUAUUUAGCUUUCAGAUUCUUUCUUUUUUUGAACGAAAACUACAUGUAAAUGUUAUUUGUUUGAUGAUUUUUUUCUUUUG